AUGAUACAUAACGCCAUCGGAGUUUCUCUGGAGGGUGAAACGGGAGUCGGACCAGUGCGCGGAGAGCACGGCCCGCGCUGUUCGGAGACGGACGCUGAGAUGGUUCCGCCGCUCCCGUGGCUGUCCGGCCAGCAGGCUGUGUUCGGAGGAACCUGUGUGCUUCUCCUGCCCCUCCUCUCCGUGCUGCUGCUCCGCCAGCUCCUGAAGCAGAGGAGACCUCCGGCUUUCCCUCCGGGCCCGUCUCCCAUCCCCUUGAUUGGGAACAUUUUGUCUCUGGCGGUGGAGCCGCACGUUUUCCUUAAGAAGCAGAGUGAACUCUACGGACAGAUCUUCAGUCUCGAUCUCGGAGGCAUAUUGGCUGUGGUAUUAAACGGAUAUGACUGUGUUAAGGAAUGCCUGUACCAUCAAAGUGAGGUAUUUGCUGAUCGCCCAUCCCUGCCUUUAUUCAAGAAAAUGACCAAAAUGGGUGGACUUCUGAAUUGUAAAUAUGGCCGAGGCUGGAUCGAACAUCGUAAACUGGCCUGCAACUCCUUCCGUUACUUUGGCAGUGGCCAGAGACUGUUUGAGAGAAAGAUCUCAGAGGAGUGCAUGUUCUUUGUUGAUGCCAUCGACGAGCACAAGGGGAAGCCCUUCAACCCAAAACACUUGGUGACCAAUGCCGUGUCCAACAUCACCAACCUCAUCAUUUUUGGCCAGCGUUUUACUUACGAUGAUCGCAACUUCCAGCACAUGAUCGAGAUAUUCAGUGAGAAUGUGGAGCUGGCAGUGAGCGGCUGGGCCUUCCUCUACAACGCCUUCCCUUGGAUUGAGUAUGUGCCCUUUGGAAAGCACCAGAAGCUGUUCCGCAAUGCUUCAGAGGUUUACAACUUCCUCCAGCAAGUCAUAGAGGGUUACUCCCAGGGUCGGGUGCCGCAGGCCCCACGUCACUAUGUCGAUGCCUACCUUGAUGAGCUGGAACAGAGCGUUGGAGACCCUGACACCUCCUUCUCCCGCGAGAACCUCAUCUAUUCAGUGGGCGAGCUCAUCAUUGCCGGGACAGAAACCACCACCAACACCCUGCGCUGGGCUAUGUUAUACAUGGCGCUUUACCCUAACAUACAAGAAAGGGUGCAUAGGGAGAUCGAUAUUGUGCUGGACAAUGGGAGGGCCCCCUCAUUGGAGGACAAACAGAAGAUGCCCUAUGUGGAGGCUGUGUUGCAUGAAGUCCUGCGCUUCUGUAACAUUGUUCCCCUUGGCAUCUUCCGUGCCACCUCUCAGGAUGCAAACGUCAACGGGUACACAAUUCCCAAAGGCACCAUGGCAAUCACCAACCUGUACUCAGUGCACUUUGACGAGAAGUACUGGAAUGAUCCAAGUGUUUUCUCACCACAAAGGUUUCUGGACAGUAACGGGAACUUUGUCAGACGUGAGGCCUUCCUGCCUUUCUCUUUGGGAAGGCGUCAGUGCCUUGGUGAGCAACUAGCCAGGAUGGAGAUGUUCCUCUUCUUCACCACCAUGCUUCAGAGGUUCCACCUCCAGUUCCCUCCAGGAGCCAUUCCUACUCUCACUCCCAAACUGGGCAUGACACUGCAGCCCAUGCCCUACUCAAUCUGUGCUGUACGCCGCCAGCACAGAAACCCAGCUUCAAGAGACACUCCUCGUCAGGUGUAG
Lampris incognitus (smalleye Pacific opah) is the source of this 1650-nucleotide messenger RNA. RefSeq names its product vitamin D 25-hydroxylase (gene cyp2r1). The record is from RefSeq and is a predicted model, not a curated record. Gene Ontology annotation, molecular function: heme binding; oxidoreductase activity, acting on paired donors, with incorporation or reduction of molecular oxygen, reduced flavin or flavoprotein as one donor, and incorporation of one atom of oxygen; iron ion binding. Gene Ontology annotation, biological process: xenobiotic metabolic process. Gene Ontology annotation, cellular component: cytoplasm; intracellular membrane-bounded organelle. Lineage: Eukaryota; Metazoa; Chordata; Actinopteri; Lampriformes; Lampridae.